Pistacia vera is the source of this 450-nucleotide messenger RNA. RefSeq lists its product as uncharacterized. NCBI's taxonomy places the organism in Eukaryota, Viridiplantae, Streptophyta, Magnoliopsida, Sapindales, Anacardiaceae. Bases 1 to 450 code for a protein of 149 amino acids. The record is from RefSeq and is a predicted model, not a curated record. The transcript has a single exon.
AUGUCUAUUGAUAUACCUACAAUUGAUCAAGCUUUGAUGAUGGUUAAGGAUAAGGUUCCUAAUUUAAAUGGUGAUAACUACAAAUCCUGGAGAGAGGCUAUCCUUAUUCAUUUAGGGUGCAUUGAUCUUGACUAUGCUCUUCGUAAGGAAGAGCCACCUACACCUACAGAUACUAGCUCUCAAGCUGAGAUUGCUUUGUCUGAACGGUGGGAGCGAUCUAACCAUUUAAGCAUGAUGUUUAUUAAAUCUCACAUUACGACUAGUAUCCGUGGGUCGAUACCGGAGUGUGAAAAUGUCAAGGAUCUGAUAGAUGCAAUUCAUGCACAAUUUGAAACAUCAGACAAGGCAUUAGGUAGCAUCCUAAUGAGUAGAUUGACAUCUAUGAAGUUCACUGAUUAUGAAAAUGAGGGACAUUGCUGCUCAGUUGAGAUCUCUUUAGAUGGUGAUUAA